AUGCCCCCCAAGGCCGCCGACAAGAAGCCUGCCUCCAAGGCCCCUGCCACCGCCUCCAAGGCUCCCGAAAAGAAGGAUGCUGGCAAGAAGACCGCCGCCUCUGGCGACAAGAAGAAGCGCACCAAGUCCCGCAAGGAAACCUACUCUUCUUACAUCUACAAGGUCCUGAAGCAGGUCCACCCCGACACUGGUAUUUCCAACCGUGCCAUGUCCAUUCUUAACUCCUUUGUCAACGACAUUUUCGAGCGCGUCGCCUCUGAGGCCUCCAAGCUGGCCGCCUACAACAAGAAGUCCACCAUCUCCUCCCGUGAGAUUCAGACCUCUGUCCGUCUCAUUCUGCCUGGUGAGCUGGCCAAGCACGCUGUCUCUGAAGGCACCAAGGCCGUCACCAAGUACUCCUCUUCCACGAAAUAA
Molecule: messenger RNA, 414 nt
Organism: Colletotrichum graminicola M1.001
Lineage: Eukaryota; Fungi; Ascomycota; Sordariomycetes; Glomerellales; Glomerellaceae
Product: histone H2B
Exons: 4
Coding region: 1-414 (137 amino acids)
Biological process (GO): nucleosome assembly
Cellular component (GO): nucleosome
Molecular function (GO): structural constituent of chromatin; protein heterodimerization activity; DNA binding
Source: RefSeq, a predicted model, not a curated record